GCAGCUGGAUGGACAGAUUGCAUCCGCAAUCUUGCGACGAGCAAAGUCGACUGAACACUUUUCGCUGAGCCCAGGCAUGAACUGUAAGGAGGAAGAGGCCAUCAGCCAACCAUACUGCGUUGCUCCGCUGAGGCCCGAUGCUACUCCCAGGCCUCCUCUUCCUCUCAGAACAUCUGGGCUGCUCGUCUAUCACAGGAAUGGUCUGAAACAGGAACAGAAUCAAGAUAGCUUCAUCUCCCGCAUAGUCAACUUCAAACCGAUGCCCGAAAUGCUAGAUUUCCGAAAUUGCCGGUGGAAUUAUAGGCGCAAUUGCUUUCGCGCGCUAUCGCCGCUGAGAUAACCUGAAACAUGGUUCGCUUCAAAAACAGGUACAUUGUUUUUACGAUAAAGCCACAGGACGACGAUGAUGAGCACCAAGCGGCAUGGAAGAAUACAUAUGUGUCUGAUGCGAUUAAACAGAAGGUGCAACAAUUGUAUGGCGAUAUCGGAGUUGCAGCGAUAAGGGACGGCUUCGAUGCAAAAUAUUGCAAUGUGCAAACGAAAAUAGCGAUAGUAAGGCUUAGGCACGGGCCUCAUAAAUUUGCAUUGCAUGCUAUUCCAUUAAUAAACAAAGUAGGUAAACGAUCAGUCAAUACAAAGAUCCUGUAUGUAGGGGCAACUCUGAAACACUGUUUUCUCUUUAUCAGAAAACAUCAAGAAAAAAAAUUGGAGCAAUUGUGGUCUAAAUUGCCAACGGAAGCUGAGAAGAAACAGAUGGAAACUCUUCUGAUGACUUUGACACCUGCUAUGAGAGACCUCAAAUAACACUUUUGACGAUCGAGCCGCAAGGAUCGUUGCCACGUCUCGCCAGUUGUCGCUGCUCGUUGCUGGAGGAGCGCCUCUCCCUUCUCCUUCUCUCCGCCAUCGUCGUCGUGGUGGUAAUCUCGCCGUUAUCCUGUUUCCACCGUUUCCGCGCCGUCUGCCUGCGUCUGCACUCUGCACUCUGCAGUGCUCCACAGUAUACUCGUUCGGAUCAGUUCGUAACGUCUCGGUGGUGGCUAGUGACGAGACGACUUUGAGCAUUAUUUCGUCGUGAAGCCAGGAACUCGUACCAGCGACCAGCGAUUGCUCAUAAUUGACGAGAGAUUGAGGAAGACAUCAGGAAGGAAAAAAAAGUGUGAACUGCGAAUGUUGCGUGGGGCCACUCUCGUCCCCCGCGGUCGUUCCGUUUAUACCGGACGGUUUUAACGAGCGCCAGGAUAACGAGAUACUUCUCUGGUAUCGACCGCUCUUCCGCGAUCUCAAUACUCAUUAUCGCCCAACCACAUAGCUCCGUCUGAGAUAUAACCAUUGCCUUGCGAUAAACACACCGGCGAGCUCGAGGUAAGCGCUCCGUUUUCUUUCCCUUCCCCCUAUCGAUUAUGGUUGUUUAGAGUCGCUCCCUGUUUUCGUACGAUCGGAUCCACCCUCCCGCUGAGGUUACGACCUCGGGUGGUGCAGGCUUGUCGCAGGCGGAAUCUCAUUUCGAACAUUGUGACGACAGCGACGACGUUCCGCAAGAGAGAUUUUCCACAAAACCGAUGGCGAUGUCCUAGCAAAGGCUGAUCGCCUGGUGAAACCUGCGUCAUAUACGUUGAAUGACAAUUUGAAAAACAUGGAGUUAUAUUUACAUGAUCCUUGACAUUUAAUCCCUAGCUGAGGGCAUUAUACAUUGAGAUAUUUGCAUCUAAAAAAGAUGAUCCUUGAUAUUCUUUAACUGUGGACAAUUAACAAUGAGCUGUAUCGAAUCUUGGAGAUUCCUAUUUUUCAGAUUUAAAAAAGGGAAAUAAAAAUAACUUUAAUUAAUAUUGGAGAAAUUAACUUUUUUCCAUUCUUAUUGCUGCAGUUUUGUGUCUUUUGGCAUUAAAUUAUGCAUAGACUCAAGUAUUAUUUUUCUAGAAGAAAAAAUAAUUUAUCAAAAAUAUAUCUAUACCUGAAAAAAUGCUCAAUAUUCGAUUCUUAAUCUUAAGUCAUAAACCAGAAAUAUUUGUAUCUAUAAAAGAUAAUCCUUGAUAUUCACUCAUUAGCUAUAAACAUUACGCUGUGUUGAAUCUGAAGAUUUCUGUUUUUAAAUAUGAAACAAAGGGGAAAUAAACAUAACUUCUCUACUUUCUA
Messenger RNA from Solenopsis invicta (red fire ant), 2133 nucleotides. RefSeq lists its product as uncharacterized. Gene Ontology annotation, cellular component: ribonuclease P complex. The record is from RefSeq and is a predicted model, not a curated record. The transcript has 7 exons. Gene Ontology annotation, molecular function: ribonuclease P RNA binding. Lineage: Eukaryota; Metazoa; Arthropoda; Insecta; Hymenoptera; Formicidae. Bases 349 to 804 code for a protein of 151 amino acids. Gene Ontology annotation, biological process: tRNA 5'-leader removal.